UCUUCGUCGUGACAACUAAGUCUAGCACUUUGAAACAGUGUCUCUAGUUUUAGUAGUUGGCAUCAGUGACGAUAUUGUUCCACGACUACUCAUAUUAUUGAGGUCUCUAUCUCAAACUAGAAACAAGGCACCUCUGUGAUGGUGAUAAGCCCUGUGAUACUCAGACACAUCUACUAUAAUUACUAUACUCAUCGGCCUAUCAUUGGAUAUUAUCUGUGAUCUUUGACUCUUCAAGUUCGGACAUUUUUUGUUUUGUUUUGUUUUGGAUCCCGUUUAGUAUUUCACAUCAGAUUUCUAGUGAAUAGGAAGACAGUCUAGAUCAAGUCUUACCAAACCCUAAAAAUAUUAGCAGCAGACGAGUUUGAUCGUCUGCUUAAAGUUCAUGCUUUCUGAUUGGUAGAUGAACUAAUACACACAACUCCCAAAAACGGCGUCCAAGCUAUCUUUGUACCCCACCAACAUGAACGGGGUGCCGGCCCUGUACCCUUUGACGGAGAAGGGCGCCAGGAAACCCAAGUGCGCCCGCUGCAGGAACCACGGGAUGGUGUCCUGGCUGAAGGGGCACAAGCGCCACUGCACCUACAAAGACUGCACUUGCCCAAAGUGUAAUCUGAUUGCCGAGAGACAGAGGGUCAUGGCCGCUCAGGUUGCACUCAAAAGACAGCAGGCAGCCGAAGACGCCAUCGCGCUUGGGAUACGUGCCUGCGUGUCGGAAUCGGGGAUACCCGUGAUGACCCAAGGGCCGCUCUGGGGGCCCGGCACGGUGACCGCACCUCUCUCCGCCAGCGACAAGCACAGGGACGCGGACGAAGCGGACGACAGCUGUGAUUCACAAACUGAGUUGGAAGUGGACAGCUGUAGCGACAACGAAGGGGGCUCCCCAUUGACAGGAUCGCCCCUGACACACAGAUCUGAGGGUUCACCGCUGACGGAGAAACCGAACAGCCCUCCAACGCACACGGUGACGGAAUCGCCCCAGACGGCACCUAAGUCGAUACCCCACCAUGGCCAUCCAAACCACCCCAGCCAUCACCACCACGGCCGUAAAGACAACAACAACGAUUCCGGCGGCCACCAGAGGCCAACGGCGUACCGACCGGGGCGGCUGACACCUCUGGAGAUACUAGAGAGGGUAUUCCCACAGCAGAGGAAGUCUGUGCUGGAGCUUGUACUCCAAGGCUGCAACGGAGACUUGGUCAAGGCUAUCGAGCACUUCCUGUCUGCCCAGGACACCGUGGCCGCCCAACAGCAGGCGGCCAUGCAAGCCAGCCAGAAGCAGGAACCCAGACCCAACCCUUUCCUCAAUGGACUAUCAAACGGUCACACUUUGUUUCACCACUCUCUCAUCGGCAGCAGCAACGGUGGCAACAGCAAUGUGGGUGCACCCCUCAGCGGUUUAAGGCCAAGCGCUCACCUUCCGCCCCACACCCCACCAGCGGCUCACAGCGGCGGAUCAAGCAAAGUGCCGUACGGGGGCAUGAAAUCAGCGUUCACGCCCCUUUCUGCAGGCCCGAACUCCGCUCUACACUCGGCCUUUACAAGCCACCUUCCUCACUUCCACCCGGCCGCAGAAGCCGCCUUCAGAAACCCAUUUUUCCCACAAGGCCACGGGCCCACUGACAUUCUCCCGCCAACUCACCCUUUCGCUUACGCGGGUCUUGGCAUGGGCUUGGUCGGAGGCGGGCUAUCGGCGCCCUCCUACCCAGGAGUCUUUACGUCGCCCUUUUCAUUUCACCCUUAUCGUUUGAACUUCCGAGGGUCAACAUCGCCAAGAACGAGAACCCCAGACAAAAACAGUGAUAAGUCGGCCAUGACAGAUUCUGACCAUAUUUCCGAUUCCUGGGAUGAAGGAAGCUCACCUCGCGACGCAAAGCCUCUGGACUAGGAGACACUUCUUAAGAUCUUUUUCUGACCAAAUAUUAAUAUGCUUGGAAACGGCUUUUCCUGAUCAGACUUAACUGGCAUAAUCUCACGAUUACCCCAAAGAACUCUACCAUUACAACCUCACUUCUGAAACUAAACUCUUCCCUGGCCAAUGCUACAAAGAUGGCCAAAUAAUUUGUCGAAAAAAAUAUACAUUACAAAGCAGUAGUGACUUUUUAUUUUAUCAGAAGGACAUGUUAUGAAUUUAAAUGUAAUUCAUAAACUUAUGAGAUCUCAAAAGAAAUACUUUUAAAAAUUUUAGUGCUUACUAGCACAUUAUCUGCUUUAACUAGUGGAACACCGGAUGAGGAAAUUUUAAUUUUUCAAUGCCAAAGAACAAAAUGCGGCUCGUUGUAGCCAAAGAGUUAAUUUUGUGUUUGUUUUUAAGCUAAUGUGUAUGUCUUUGUUUGUUUGUGGCCGCGCGUGUUUAUGCUUUUCAGCCUAAAUAACACUAAAUAAACUCACAUCACGAAGAAGACUGACCUGAUAUUUCUGCAUGAAUUGUGAUUUCCCUAAUUCCGGAAUUUAAAAAAAUGCAGUUGCAAAAACUAAAAAUAUAACGAAACAAUGAUUUUUUUUUUAAUCUUCCACAGAUUUUGUUUGAGAUUAUUGUGCUCUGCGUACAAUUUUGAUUUAUGUUUUCAAAAAUAUGUACUUACUAAAUAGCGUAUUAAAACUAUAUAUAU
Biomphalaria glabrata is the source of this 2609-nucleotide messenger RNA. RefSeq names its product doublesex and mab-3 related transcription factor 3, truncated-like. The transcript has 4 exons. Gene Ontology annotation, molecular function: DNA-binding transcription factor activity, RNA polymerase II-specific; protein binding; RNA polymerase II cis-regulatory region sequence-specific DNA binding. The coding region runs from base 461 to 1885 and encodes 474 amino acids. Gene Ontology annotation, biological process: regulation of transcription by RNA polymerase II; sex differentiation. The record is from RefSeq and is a predicted model, not a curated record. NCBI's taxonomy places the organism in Eukaryota, Metazoa, Mollusca, Gastropoda, Planorbidae. Gene Ontology annotation, cellular component: nucleus.